Messenger RNA from Paramormyrops kingsleyae, 345 nucleotides. The record is from RefSeq and is a predicted model, not a curated record. NCBI's taxonomy places the organism in Eukaryota, Metazoa, Chordata, Actinopteri, Osteoglossiformes, Mormyridae.
AUGACCCUGUGGCGCAACGUCCCUCUGUUGUGUUAUACCUGCAUGUUUCCUCCAAUCUCUACACUGGACUGCAUCAGGUUUCCUCUGAAAUGUAACACAGGCCAGCUCUGUCUUUCCAGCAGGCCGGUUGGGAACCGAAGCGGCCAUGUUGUCUUGUAUGAGAAAAUCUGUGCCCUCUCCUCCCUGUGCAGCCUGACCGGAGAGAAGUUUGUCCUGGGAGUUAACUUCACUGCCAAUAAUGACUGCUGCGACACGAAGCUCUGCAAUGGAGUCGGUGCAGAGGAAUCUCACGGCACCACCGCAAUCCUUUUACUUCCUACAUUCUCCUUACUCUGUGGUAAUUAA